This is a messenger RNA of Phalaenopsis equestris, 3307 nucleotides long. Its product is annotated as dual specificity protein phosphatase PHS1. Gene Ontology annotation, biological process: response to abscisic acid; cortical microtubule organization; protein dephosphorylation. NCBI's taxonomy places the organism in Eukaryota, Viridiplantae, Streptophyta, Magnoliopsida, Asparagales, Orchidaceae. The transcript has 12 exons. Gene Ontology annotation, molecular function: protein tyrosine/serine/threonine phosphatase activity. The coding region runs from base 297 to 3107 and encodes 936 amino acids. The record is from RefSeq and is a predicted model, not a curated record.
CCCUUUCGAUCGUGAUCGCCAAGAAGGCCGCUGAAACUCCCACUUUCUGUUCCUUCCCCUCCUCUCCGACCCGAAACGACGACGGAAUCGUGGCCUACAAAGACCAUCGAAACUCCCAUCUCUGUCUUCCUUACGCUCCGCUCCUACCCAAAACCAUUGAGGAAUCCUUCGCGCAACCAUUGAGUAAGUUUCACGAAAUCAUUGAGUAAGUUUCACGAAACCAUUGAGAGUAAGAAUAUACCACGUCGGUGGAAAAUCCUCACAUUACCCAAAAUUUUCGAAUAGACUUGUAUUUCAUGUCUGCAUUUGAGAAAAAUGGUGAUGAAUCAUAUUCUUCUCGCUUCUCCUCUACAAUCAUUACAGACCCACAGGAAUGUGUAGGCGAGAAGGAGCAAACAUUGCCUUCUCAGGUGGCGUCUUUCCUGUGGGGGGAAGUGGUAGGGACGGCUCAGGUGUUCGAGAGAUGGGUGGCUCUAGUGCGGAAGCGGAGUGGUAGAUGCAAGCCAUCGGGUUUUCCCCAUCGAUUGGCAAAGACCGAAUCAAUAUCUGGAGGGUCCUUGAUGGAACAGAAGCAGAGUGUCACAGAACUAAUUUCUGAAGAACUUUUGGAUUUUGCUGAUAAGUCGUUUCUUUUGGAACAAGCUCCAGAAAGGAGCUUGUGGGAAAGACUUGGAAAUGCUGCAACAAUGAACGUUGACUCAGGUGCUGUGACAUGGAGUUGUCUUUCAUCUUUACAUCAUACUGAACAUACUAGCAGUAAUGAUAAUUCUGAAGAUGAAUUGAACAAAGCUUUAGAGGUGACUGUAAACUCUGGGGGAGUUGUUUUUUUUGCUUUGUUCAACAAACCCGAGGAUAGCAUUCUUUUACCAAAAGAAGCAGCAGCAGUUAUAAAGAUAACAUCUUCAAGGUUGACCACACUUUCAGAAUGCUUAGGUUAUGAGUUCGCUAGGUGGCUUGGAGUACGAACCCCUCAGGCUAGGGUUGUCCACAAUUUUAGCCCAGAAUGGCAAAUUAUUAAAGAUGCAGCAGAGAAGGCAUGUAGUGGUGCAGCUUCAGCUGGUGAUGAAAUUGGAGAAAUGACAUGCUCAGAGCUGUUGGAAGCUCUAGAAAUGAGUCGCUGUAUCCUGUUGAUGAAUUAUGUUCAUGGAUCACCCCUUCUUAAGAAUUCACAGGCAUUUAACUCACUUGAAGCAGCCGGAAGCACGGCUGCCGCACUUGGUAGGAUACUACUUUUGGAUCUUAUAAUUAGAAAUGAGGACAGACUUCCUUGUAAUCAGCUUGGGUGGCGUGGUAAUCCUGGAAAUUUACUUUUUGUGGAUAAAAUAGACUCAGCUAAAUUGGAUGCACUUGAUGAAAUUACUGGUCUUCCUUUCAAAAGAUAUAACCCAGCAGUUGUCAAAUCUUUGCAGAACAGUAGGAAGGUAAACUCUAGCAACAUGCAAGAACAUUUAUAUCAGAGCUCCGAUGAAUUGUAUGAAAAAAGUAACAUAUCCAUUGGAGAACAAGCCAACAAUGCACAUCAACAUUCUAACUUUCAUGUUGUGGCUAUUGAUACCGGAGUUCCUCGCAGACCUCCAACAGGCAAACGUGCCAAAGAUCAAGAGCAAUAUCCAAGGCUGGUUGAGCUUUUGCUUAAUUGUUUAGACUACUCAUCCAAUCUAUUACACGAAAUUUCUGGUGGUAAACUGGGAUUUUCUGCCUUAGAAGAAGCCGAUGCCAUAUUACCUUGUUCUUCUAAUUUUUGUUCUCUUUCACAUACUAACAUGAUGACAGUUGUUCAAAAGUUUCGAAGUGGAUUUCGUGAUGCCCUUAUGGACAUGCAAAGCUUCUAUAUAUUUCUCCUUACUCUUAAUCAGAAGUUAGAUGGCCUUUUUCGAAUUUUCUUGUCAAUUGUAAAUAAAAGCUCUGAAGACGUUGAGAAGGAAGAGUACCGGCACUAUUGCUCUCCACAUUCAUCAGAUUUUGGCUCGAGCAAUCCUCUUUGGAAGGAGCGUUCUGCUAAUGAGAGCCAUGCAGAUUCCUGUGAUUCAGAAACUCGUAGAAAUACCCCAAGGUCUUCACCCCGCGGAGAAUCGGAGCACUAUGGAAGUCCUGAGUCGACAUCUUCGAGUUCUCGAGGAAAUUGGAGUGGUAAAUAUUUCAAAGGAAGCGGAGAUCAGUCCCAUAGAUUGCGAUUGACGAUGAAGCUUCGAGAUUUUCAGAAGUUUGUGAAGGCUGAUGCUGAAUUUAACAAGGACUUGGAACAGUGGAUUGAAAUGCUGAGAAUAGACGUCGUUAAAUUUUGCCUAGAAAAUAAUUUCAAUGCAGGUUUCUUUGAUGGGAAUGAUAGUAAUAUUGUCACUGAUGCUUAUGAAUUAAAGGUUCGACUUGAGCAUAUAUUGGAUAGGAUGGCUUUGAUCUCCGAUGCCAUGAACACGGAGCGGCCUUCUCAGGUCACAGAUAAUCUGUUUAUUGGUGGGGCGUUGGCUGCAAAGGCUGUUCAUACUUUACAAUAUUUGGGCAUCACACACAUCAUUUGCUUGUGUCUUAAUGAAAUUGGACAAUCAGAUUCUCAGCAUCCUGAAUUUUUUGAAUACAAAAACUUCUCUAUAAGUGACAGUGACGAAGAAGAUAUCAGCAGUCUCUUUGCUGAGGCUUGUGAUUUCAUCGCCACCAUCGUCGAUUCAGGUGGAAAGGUGCUGGUUCAUUGUUUUGAAGGAAAAAGCCGAAGUGCGACAGUAGUUCUUGCCUACUUAAUGAUGAGAAAUGGUCUUAACUUAUCAGAAUCAUGGAAUCUGCUGAAGAAAAUGCAUAGACGCGCACAGCCAAAUGAUGGGUUUGCCAAGGCAUUGCUCGAGCUUGAUCUGAGACUUCAUGGAAAGGUUUCCAUGGUUUGGCAGCACAAGAAACCUGUAAUGAAGGUGUGCCCAAUUUGUGGGAAGAAUGCAGGGCUGAGCACAAGUUCACUGAAGCUUCACCUGCAGAAGUCUCAUAGGAGGAUCUCUUCAGGGAGUGUGGACAGUGGCUUGACCUUAGAGGCUCUGAAGGUUUUUGAUGAUCUUAAGAUUAGCUCUCCUGUUAACAACCCUAUUCAAGGCAAGUCUCGUUCACUUUCUCCUAAAUUUUGAUUUUUGUGAGGAUUCAUAGAGCCAAUUGUGAGCAGUGGCUGACCACUAUCUAUCUAAACAAAUAAUAUGUAUAUUAUCCACUUUUUUCUUAAUAACUAUUCCCUUUAUUUCUAAAUCUAGAUGUCCAACUAAUUUGUUAUGAUUUUCUAGAUUUUUAUAAUUAAUCAACUUGAUGUUAUGAAUGGGAUAGUAUUGUAAGU